Messenger RNA from Macrobrachium nipponense, 5486 nucleotides. RefSeq names its product alpha-(1,3)-fucosyltransferase C-like. Bases 2237 to 3190 code for a protein of 317 amino acids. Gene Ontology annotation, molecular function: fucosyltransferase activity. The transcript is spliced from 7 exons. The record is from RefSeq and is a predicted model, not a curated record. NCBI's taxonomy places the organism in Eukaryota, Metazoa, Arthropoda, Malacostraca, Decapoda, Palaemonidae. Gene Ontology annotation, cellular component: membrane.
GCAAAUGUGUGAUACAUUAAACUGUGGUAAUUAUAAUGAUUCAUGAAAUAUGUACUGUUGGGUGUAUACGCCGUCAAUGACCUUUGUUGUUUGACGUGCAGUGUGAAUACAGCGUCGAUGACCUUUGCUGUUGUGACGCCAGCUUGUAUAGAUUUAGCAAUAUGUGGGAAUUUUCGAUAAAAGUAUGGAAAUAUUGUUGAUAUACGGUGGUUUAAAUGAUAUUGUUUACGUCAUGAUAUGUUGUAUUUUAUGUGGUGAUAUUAUGUUCUUCUGUUAUUGUUUGUAUUUUGUAUUUUGACAUUUUAUGUGUCAUUUGAUUGUAUUUUUGUACUGAAUUGAGUUCAUGCCUUGACUUGUAUUGUGAUAACAACUGCUAUGUCUUUAGUGUGUUUGUCUCCAGUGUCAUAAUGGUAUACGCUAAUGGUUAUCCAGAAUAUUGAACAUUUAAAAUUUUUAAAGUCAUUAUUCUUUAGAUUCUCCAUUAUUACAGAUUUUUUAUUGUUGAAAAACGAUAAAAAGCAGUCCAGUCAGUGUAACAUGCUCAAACUGUAUUUAAUGCGUAUAAAGUUUACUCCACAUAAUACCUACACUUCUAAAUAUAAUUUAUUUUAAUAUUCUCAAUAGAAAUCUUUAUACUUUUACAAUGAUAUGAAGUUUUCAAAUAUAGCCUGUUUUUGAUGCACUUGUCAAUGAUGAGAUUACGGAUAAUUCAUACAUUAGGUAAAAGAAAAUUUUUUCGUGAUAUGCUGAACGUACGAUAAUUGUGUGACUGGAAUAAAUUGUUUAUAAAAUUUUGGUUUUCCUCUUGUUUUCCGUCUUUUACAGCUAUUACUCUCCGUUAAAAUGAUUCAUGUUACAAGUACAAUGUCAGAGUAAUGUUUGCAUUUCCAAUCAGGGAACAGAACGCUUUCCGCGUAGUUAUUUUGCGCAAGUUUUGAAUAUUUGAAAAGUUUUCACAGUUGUUUAGAGAAUUGUAGAAGUCAAUGAUUCUGGAUAGCCUUCAUCGUCUGUCAUCUUUAUGGAUUCGCGAAAGGUAUGUCAUCCUUUGUAUUCCUCUCACAAUUUCCAUUUGUUUUAAUUUUCAGGUUGCGGGAUUUAAAAAACGGAAAGAAUAAUUGCUUAGGAACCGCGUCGAUAGGUUUUGUUCUCACGAUAGGACUGAAUAAGAAAAAUCCAACUGAAUUAUUAAAACACCUUUAAUCAUUCAUGAGGAUUUUUAUUUCUGUUCAGAGUUGAAUUAUAAGAAGAUCAUCGCUAAGUGGUGUCACUUACGCCUAACCUUACUGAGGUAACUUAUAUCCUUACCUAACUGGGUGGGAGGUAACCAGUCCUUGAACCUCCAUCCAUUACCGCCGUUUACUAUCUUGCAAUAAGUUUAGUUAGCUAUUCGUUUCGUCGACUGAUUGAUCCCUUAAUUCAAUUUUGGGGAAAUUGAAAUUCGGGAUCAAACGGUUUUGCGGAUAGGUUAGUUUGGCUAGCUUUCAGCGGUACGGAGGAGGAGGAUUGGAAGAAACGGAAUUUCUGAGUAAUCUCCCGCUGCUAUGCCGCCUCAACCACGCCAUACUAGACAUACUGAACAGAGCAAUGAGUCCUUUUCAUACGCGCAUGGGUAGAUAUGCAGGCAAGUAUAUGUGGUAUCGACCAUCAUUUGCUUUAACGUAAGCUUUAGGUUUCGACCUCUAUUUAGUUUAAUUUCAGCUUGGGGUCUAAUUUGCCAGAGGUGACCUUCAUUUGACUUUGUGGAGGGUUGGCGUGUAAUUUGCCAGUUUUGUCCUUCAUUAAUUGUAAAAUAAGCUUUAGCCUUGUAUUAAUGCCAACCUUCUUAUAUGUUAAAGUAAACUUGCUUUCAUUAUUGUAAUUUAUAUUUGUUUUACUGUUAUACAAACCUAACACGAAAGGAGUUGGUUGUUCUUUAUAUGUUUAAUAAUGUUCAGGUGAUUUUAAAGUUACAAAGAGUUUAUACGUAGUAAGGCUUUAUUUUUAUAUUAAUAACUGCGUGUUUGGAUUUGAUUUUUAAGGUGAAGUGUGUGGAAAAUAAUCUGCCAGACUCCGAGGAUUACUAAGUUCCCUUCCAUCGUCAUCAGACCGCGAGUUAUUCAUUCCUUAAUGUUGCAAGUUCCACUAUGCCUCACCUGAAGAAUUAAAAGCAGCUGGAUGUCCAUCUUGGCGCUGCACAUUCACACAUAAUAGGACAGAUAUCAAAACAGCAGACGCCGUUGUCUUUUCUAGCGUUGAAAUGACGCUCGAAGAUGCUCCACAAUACCGUACUCCUUCUCAGAGGUGGGUAUGGGUAACCCUAGAAGCUCCAAGAGGUGGAACUGGCGUGCAUGAUUUAGAUGUUAUCAGGAGAGAGAACCUGCAUCACCUUAUAAACUGGACAAUGACUUAUAACCGGUACGCAGACGUGAUUGGAUCAUAUGGGCACUUCAGGUCGAAAGACAAGAUGCCUUUGCCACUUCGUCCAAACCUUUCGUCAUCCUAUCCUGGCGUGAUAAGGAAAUACCUUGACUCUCUAAGGAAAAACAUGACUUUAGCCGAUGUCAUGGGUCCUGCUUGGAGAGAAUUCGUCAACCGUCCGAAGUUGGUGUCUUGGGUGGUGAGCCACUGUCGUACGAUAUCGAAAAGGGAACAGUAUGUCGACGAACUGGUCAAAUACGCUCCCGUAGACAUAUAUGGGCGUUGUGGAACUUUGGAUUGUUUCCCUAAGAAUCCUUUCCAUGAAUGCUGGAAUCAUACGAUGGGUCGUCUGUAUCUCUUCUAUCUUGCCCUCGAAAAUGAUUUAUGCGAUGACUAUAUAUCGGAAAAAUUAUACAGGGCAUUAUAUUAUAAACUAGUACCGGUAGUGUGGGGAGGGAACGGAUAUGAGGAUGUCAUGGUCCCGGGGUCUUAUAUCAACGCUCGUCAUUAUCACCCGAAGGACUUGGCCAAGUUGUUAUUAGAUUUGCAAGAAGACCCUGUAGCAUAUGGCAGGUACCAUUUGUGGAGAGGUUUUUGGGAUUUGAAGUUGGGAGGAAGUAUGUGCGAGCUGUGUCACAAAUUACACACAGACAAGGAACCUAAACAUUACACUGACAUUCCAGCUUGGAGGUUGAAAAGUAACCGGUGUUUUCAGGUGCCAAAUAAUUUGUUUAUGGACCCUGAGAAUCCAGAUGCCUGGAAAGAAGUCAUCAGCUCUAAUGAGGCCAUUUAGAUUAAGCUCUCAUUGGAUACUUGUGAAUCAUUGUAUAAGUGAUUUUUGUAAUUGUUUAUUUGGUAUUUUUUUUCGUUUUAUAUGGUUUUUCAUGAUGACUGCCGACCAUGAACGAAACCAUCUGGAUAGAGGAUCUGUUAUAUUUAAAAAAUAAAAUUUUUUGUAAUUCUUUUUCAAGUUGUCGGGCAUCAUUGAGAUUUAACUAAGAUUUCACUCUCAUUACUCCGAGUAUCGUCACUCUGGAGAUCAAGAGUAACCCACACUUUGUAUCAACAUCCUAUACCUUGUUAAGUCUUUGGCUUCAUCCAGUAUGAAACACGUAAUAGUGUCGAACUUGUCUUGAGUGUAACUCCAGUACUUGAUAAUAAAAAAGCAUCAGAAUUACCAGAUUAUUUCUUAAAUUUUUCCAGAAUUAAGGUAAUCAUGCAAGAGCUGAAAGAUAAACAUUUGAGGAUCUUUAGAGAUAUUGGAAUAAUAGAGAUUUGCCUUUAAUUUUUGCUGUUAGCAGUUAUUGAACCUUUGGUAACCACUGCCGUGUCACAUAAUUUGCGCUCACCUAGAGAAAUGCUGUUAAACUAUAAAUCAUAAAAUAUCCACGUUUUUUAAAUAAUCGUAAAGAUCUACAGAAAAAAACAGCAGAACUUAUCUGGAUGGUCGUCACCAAUACCCAGUAGGUUAUUUAGAAUAGUUUUUAAAUCAAAAGAGCUUUGAAGAAAUUUAGGGAGAAAUGGUUUAGUAAAACAUGGAAACAAUCAAUACAAGACUGCUUGGCCUAAAAGGCCUUAUGAAUAACUCAACUUUGUCCCAAGGAUUGGUUAACAGAUGGCUAAUAAGGGAGGAAUAUUAAAUGCAGUUGAUACCACGAUUAAGUAUAUUUGGUCGACAAAAACUAAAUUUUGCUCCCGAGGAAUUUCGACCGGAAUUAUUUUACGAUUGUUAAUUUUUUUUCAUAAUUCAGGACUGAUUUAAUCUUCUUUACAAAAACGUUUAAUGUUCAAUUGUUUUUCAUGCACCAGUAUUGAAGUCAUCUUAGAUAAUAAGUGAAUGUCAGAGUACUGAUCCAUGGUUACUAAUGUCUGUUCCAAGCUGCUGGAGCAUUUUAACCUUUGUGUACUGUUUGCCAUGGAUGUAGCAACAUAUGAACCAUCACUACUUUAUUGACCACCCUGUUAUUAACAGCAAUUGCCGAUUAGUACCUCAAGGUACCACCCAGUCAAUAGUUAUUUUGCUUCUUACAAACUAAUUGUAAUAUGAAAAUUGUAUUAAGUAAAAAAUCCAAGUCGUCUGAAAUAAGUCUAGAGAUUUUCCAACGUUUAUAGUUCACUUAAUAACUAACAGUGUGCCUGUGAUCAAUUUUGAUGAAACAGGAUCGGCAGAGAAUUGUUGAAUGCUUUUUUUUAAAAAAUUAGAUAUUGAUUUCGCGCCAUAGCUGUUUUAUUGUGUUGCUGUUAUUUUAGAUUUCCAGCAAAGGCCCUUGCUUUGUGUGCCAACUGCUUUUUGUGCUAUUAUUGUUUUCAUCACUGUUAUGCAAUAAAAAUAAAAAUGUAGUUUCGAUUUUUGAUCGUUGAAUAAAAGCUAGCUUACUUUCAUUUUGUUAUUAUUCUAUUUUAAAUGUUUUUUAUGAAUGAGAAGUGAGAUAUAUUUCAGUGAAUCACAUAUAAAAUAACAUUUACAUUUUUGUGUCAGUAUUUGCAAAAUACUACAUAGGUUAUCUUACCUUAUAACAUUAAGUAUUAAAGAUCGCUGUUAAAACCGCUGUUAAAACACAUGCAUAAAACAGAAUAUAUUUUGUUACGGUAUUUAUGAACUACUUUUCUAAUUAUGAAGGCUUCAAAUUUAAACAAACCAGGAAUUAUAUUUAGAACACAUCCAUUAUUCGACUUGAUGAAACAAUGUUCAAUGACAUUCCUUUUAAAUGUGUGCUUCACUCCAGAAAAUAGGAUGAUCUAAAUCUCAUAUGCACGAAUAAUGGAAGUGUUCUACAUUUAAGCCUUGGUUUGCUUAUACUCGAUCCUUCAUAAUAAAAAAAGGUUGUUAAAUAUAAGCAACAAAAGUAAUUUAUUCUGUUUUAUACAUGUAUUUCUAUUUUGUAUGGGUAAGCUUCCGUGUCUGUUUUGGUUAAGUGUAUGGUUUUAGCUUGUAGCCACGUGAUCCCGGAUUAUCCUGUAUUAUCUCCCUGAUUUUUACCCUUUUGACAAUUAACCAUCUGGUAUUCUUGAUCUUUUUGUUUACCUUGUAACCCUCUUUCCAACUGUAUCACAUUUGUGCUUUGACAACGCAUGAGUAAACACGAGAA